AUGUUGCCUGGCACCCGUUAUUUAGCCUCUGCUGAUGGAGACAACCAUUUUCCGCUACCUAUUUUAUGCAAUCUGCAGGCGUUGCUUACCACUUUGAAGUCUCCACUUGAAUCGAUAGAAAUAACUGCUUUUGCCCUCCUGUUGGUUGGACUUUUGUCCACCUUCACUUCGUUUACUCUCACCUCGAAUAGCCGGUCCACUUUUUCCCAACCCAGCCUCGUCUUGCCUGCCUCCGACAGUUUUACGCCAAAUCCUCCCUUCUCGCCGAUUCGCAUCCUCUCUUCCCACCGGCCAUGCCUUGGGCCCCAUUUGCAUAAUCCGCCCUUGCUUUGGAACUGCCAACUUGCCGAUCCCAGUCCUUCGCUCGUCCUUGUCCAAUAUCUGUUCGCCAAUUCGGCGACUCUCAUCUUAAGCCGUUCACUGUACACUGAGCCAACUGUCCCAUAG
Molecule: messenger RNA, 447 nt
Organism: Protopolystoma xenopodis
Lineage: Eukaryota; Metazoa; Platyhelminthes; Monogenea; Polystomatidea; Polystomatidae
Source: the annotation of a GenBank genome assembly